Messenger RNA from Oenanthe melanoleuca, 748 nucleotides. RefSeq names its product actin nucleation-promoting factor WASL-like. Bases 1 to 393 code for a protein of 130 amino acids. The record is from RefSeq and is a predicted model, not a curated record. NCBI's taxonomy places the organism in Eukaryota, Metazoa, Chordata, Aves, Passeriformes, Muscicapidae. The transcript has 2 exons.
AUGGAGCCGGGCCGGGGCCUGCGCUGCACCGCCCCGGGGCGGAGCCGCCCGCCCGUCCGCCCGCCCGCGACGGGCCCGAGCGGCCGAGCACGACCCCGGGCCCGAUCGAUCGACCGACAGACCGCGACGGGCCGGGGCCGCCCGACCGACCGCCUCUCACGGCUCCGCAUAGCCCGGCAUGGCCCGGCACAGAGCACGGACCGGGGCAGCGGCACCUCCUGGGCCCGACCGCCCCGCACGGCCCCACCGCCCCGGGCCCUCACGGCUCCGCACGGCCCGGCACCCAGCACAGACCGGGGCAGCGGCACUGCCCGGGCACUGCCCGGCCGGGAUCCGGAAAAGCCUCAACCUUUCGAGUGCUUUUUUGGACUAAAAACUCCCAGGGCGGGGUGACACUGGUGGGAGCCGCGCACACAACGGCCAGCUCGGACAGAAUCAACCUCUGGUGAGACUGCUGAGCCGCCCCGCUGCCCGUUACCGGCAACACAGACCCUCGAGAACCCUUCUCUGGCGCUAAGAGUUUCCGCUCUUCGGGAGAGCGCGGCGGACACCGCCCGAAGGAGGGGUUCCCGAGCCCGGGAGGCGUCCCCGAGAUUCGGGCCCAGAAUGCGGCAGAGGGCGGUGCACCCCGAAGAGCUCGCGCGCCGCACGAGCGCUCCGCCCCUCACUAUCGCCCAUUGGUCGCCAGCCCUCCCGGCACCCAAUCACCUCCCCGCCUGGUGCGCACUCCCUCCGCCGCCGCUUCCGC